Plenodomus lingam JN3 is the source of this 1140-nucleotide messenger RNA. RefSeq lists its product as uncharacterized. Lineage: Eukaryota; Fungi; Ascomycota; Dothideomycetes; Pleosporales; Leptosphaeriaceae. The record is from RefSeq and is a predicted model, not a curated record.
AUGCAUCUUCCUCAGCACGUUCGCGUCACCGCAACAGCCGUGGACAAAGGCGAUCCCCGCGCUCGAAUCACACCACAUAAAAUCGAAUGUAAUUGCUAUUCCGAGGGUUUCACGAUACUCGUGAGCACAGCUGCUGGCUACACUGAUUGCAGCACUUGCAUCGCCCGGUUCAAACGCUUUCUGCAGCGCAGGGCAAAGUUCAGGGCGAGACGUGCCUCAUCUCCUGCACUUACAUCCUUGGAUCAUCCUGAGAAAUACGGCAUGCAUGGUGUAGACCAACAAAGCCUUGGCUCUUUGGUUGUGGAUGGUUACGAUGGUUCACGGCCGCUCAAUCGAAGCUCGAGGUUGAACUCGACUGAGGCGUAUGCUCGAAUGAUCACGUCUCCAGCAUCACGACCACCACUGUCCAGCGUGGAUACUUCACCACCACCCCAUCCUCUCAACCACUCAUACCACCAAGUCCUCCUCCCAGACACAUGUCCCUCCCAGUCCAACCUUGCAUCUCCCAUCCCCCCACCAAGGAACCUCAGAACCGCUCCCUCCCCUUCCAUUACAAUCACUACCCAGCCAUCCACGACCUCGACCUCGCUGCUAAUCUCCCCCAUCUCCCCCAUUCCCCCUCCCCUCCUCUCCAGACCCCUUCCUCCGAGAAAAUCCAGGAGGACUGGCCAACCCCGAACACCAGGAAAAUUGCCCACCAGUCCACCCACCUUGCCUCGCCAGCGCUUCCACCCUACGCGUCCAGCACCCGGGCCACCAGGCUAUGGGCGUGGUAUGCAGCACGGCCCCUUCAAAGAGCAGGAGGGCGAUGACGAUGUACCUGGAAUUGACAACGGAUCCAAAACCCCAACGACAAUUCCACAUGGCACCUGGAGCUGCAUGCGCCGCAGUCCUCACAAGUCCCCAAGAAGGAGCCGUCAAAACAGCAACAGCACCACCAGCAUCACCGCGAAUCCGCCAAACAAGCAAGCCCAUCCCCAGAAGACAAGGCGCUCGGACAAGAGGAAAUCAGGCCCAUGUACUGCGGCCAAGAACCCACCCUUUUACAUUUCCGCACCCAUACCCGGUAGCGUUGUACAUGUGGACGGGGCGUUCAUGCACGAAGGCGCUUUCGAGCAGUAUCUCAGGCGGGGCACAUGA